This is a messenger RNA of Sorex fumeus (smoky shrew), 7267 nucleotides long. It is a transcript of the gene KIDINS220, whose product is annotated as kinase D interacting substrate 220. The coding region runs from base 176 to 5566 and encodes 1796 amino acids. The transcript has 32 exons. The record is from RefSeq and is a predicted model, not a curated record. Gene Ontology annotation, molecular function: protein binding. NCBI's taxonomy places the organism in Eukaryota, Metazoa, Chordata, Mammalia, Eulipotyphla, Soricidae.
AAAUGGCCGCCGGGUGUGGUGAGGGCGGCGCGCUCAGCUCCUAGGGCUCGGUCCGCGCACCGACUCCUGACAGCGCCCGCGGCACGGCCCACCCUUUCCGCCGCGGGCGUGGGCGCCGUUUCCCCGCGCUUGUGGGCCGGUAUUGGAAUAAAGGAAACUACAGUUUGCUGUGAAAAUGUCCGUUUUAAUAUCACAGAGUGUAAUAAAUUAUGUAGAAGAAGAAAACAUUCCAGCUCUAAAAGCUCUUCUUGAAAAAUGCAAAGAUGUAGAUGAGAGAAAUGAGUGUGGGCAGACUCCACUGAUGUUAGCUGCUGAACAAGGCAAUUUGGAAAUAGUGAAAGAAUUGAUCAAGAAUGGAGCCAAUUGUAAUCUGGAAGAUUUGGAUAACUGGACAGCACUUAUAUCAGCAUCAAAAGAAGGACAUGUGCACAUUGUGGAAGAACUGCUCAAAUGCGAGGUUAACCUGGAGCACCGUGACAUGGGAGGAUGGACAGCUCUUAUGUGGGCAUGUUAUAAAGGCCGUACAGAAGUAGUAGAGUUGCUGCUUUCUCAUGGUGCCAAUCCAAGUGUCACUGGUCUGCAGUACAGUGUUUACCCAAUCAUUUGGGCUGCAGGGAGAGGUCAUGCAGACAUAGUGCAUCUUUUACUACAAAAUGGUGCUAAGGUCAACUGCUCUGAUAAGUAUGGAACGACCCCCUUGGUUUGGGCCGCACGGAAGGGUCAUUUGGAAUGUGUAAAGCAUUUGUUAGCCAUGGGAGCUGAUGUUGACCAAGAAGGAGCUAACUCAAUGACUGCACUGAUUGUGGCAGUAAAAGGAGGCUACACACAGUCAGUAAAAGAAAUUUUGAAGAGGAAUCCAAAUGUAAAUUUAACAGAUAAGGAUGGAAAUACAGCUUUGAUGAUUGCUUCCAAGGAGGGACAUACAGAGAUUGUACAGGAUCUCCUCGAUGCUGGAACAUAUGUUAACAUACCUGAUAGGAGUGGGGAUACUGUAUUGAUCGGUGCUGUCAGAGGUGGUCAUGUGGAAAUUGUUCGAGCACUUCUUCAGAAAUAUGCUGAUAUAGACAUCAGGGGACAGGACAAUAAAACUGCCUUGUAUUGGGCAGUUGAGAAAGGAAAUGCAACAAUGGUCAGAGAUAUCUUACAGUGCAAUCCUGACACUGAAAUAUGUACAAAGGAUGGGGAAACACCACUUAUAAAGGCCACUAAGAUGAGAAAUAUUGAAGUAGUAGAGCUGCUGCUAGAUAAAGGAGCUAAAGUCUCUGCUAUAGACAAGAAAGGAGACACUCCUUUACAUAUUGCUAUUCGUGGGAGGAGUCGGAAACUGGCAGAACUUCUACUGAGAAAUCCCAAAGAUGGAAGGUUACUCUAUAGGCCCAACAAAGCAGGAGAGACUCCCUACAACAUUGACUGUAGCCAUCAGAAAAGUAUUUUAACUCAAAUAUUUGGAGCCAGACACUUAUCUCCUACGGAAACAGAUGGUGAUAUGCUUGGUUAUGACUUAUAUAGCAGUGCCCUGGCAGAUAUUCUUAGUGAACCUACCAUGCAGCCACCCAUCUGUGUGGGGCUGUAUGCACAGUGGGGAAGUGGGAAAUCUUUCUUACUCAAGAAAUUAGAAGAUGAAAUGAAGACGUUUGCAGGACAACAGAUUGAACCUCUUUUUCAGUUUUCAUGGCUGAUAGUAUUUCUGACCCUGCUGCUUUGUGGAGGGAUGGGAUUAUUGUUUGCUUUUACAAUUGACCUAAAUCUUGGAGUGGCAGUGUCAUUGAGCUGCUUGGCUCUCUUAUACAUCUUUUUCAUUGUCAUUUACUUUGGUGGACGAAGAGAAGGAGAGAGUUGGAAUUGGGCUUGGGUCCUUAGUACCAGAUUGGCAAGACAUAUUGGAUAUUUGGAACUCCUCCUUAAGUUGAUGUUUGUGAAUCCUCCUGAAUUGCCAGAACAAACCACUAAAGCUUUACCUGUGAGGUUUUUGUUUACAGAUUAUAAUAGGCUGUCCAGUGUUGGUGGAGAAACAUCAAUGGCUGAAAUGAUUGCAACUCUCUCAGAUGCUUGUGAAAGAGAGUUUGGGUUUUUGGCAACUAGACUGUUUCGAGUAUUCAAGACUGAAGAUACACAGGGUAAAAAGAAGUGGAAGAAAACAUGUUGUCUCCCAUCUUUUGUCAUCUUUCUUUUCAUCUUGGGCUGCAUUAUUGCUGGUAUUACUCUUCUGGCUAUAUUCAGAGUUGACCCCAAACAUAUGACAGUGAAUGCUGUCCUCAUAUCAAUUGCCUCAAUAGUGGGGUUGGCUUUUAUAUUAAACUGUCGUACAUGGUGGCAGGUGCUGGACUCUCUCCUAAAUUCACAAAGAAAGCGUCUUCAUAAUGCUGCUUCCAAACUGCACAAAUUGAAAAGUGAAGGAUUCAUGAAAGUUCUUAAGUGUGAAGUGGAAUUGAUGGCCAGAAUGGCAAAAACCAUUGAUAGCUUCACUCAGAAUCAGACACGACUGGUGGUUAUCAUCGAUGGGCUAGAUGCCUGUGAGCAAGACAAAGUUCUUCAGAUGUUGGACACUGUUCGAAUUCUGUUUUCCAAAGGCCCAUUCAUUGCCAUCUUUGCAAGUGACCCACAUAUCAUUAUAAAGGCAAUUAACCAGAACCUCAAUAGUGUGCUUCGUGACUCAAAUAUUAAUGGACAUGAUUAUAUGCGCAAUAUAGUUCACUUGCCUGUUUUUCUUAACAGUCGUGGACUAAGUAAUGCAAGAAAAUUUCUUGUAACUUCAACAACAAAUGGGGACAUUCCAUGCACAGAUACUGCAGGUAUCCAGGAAGAUGCAGACAGACGAGUUUCACAAAUCAGCCUUGGGGAGAUGACAAAACUCGGUAGCAAGACAGCCCUCAAUAGACGGGAUACUUACCGAAGAAGGCAGAUGCAGCGAACAAUUACUCGGCAGAUGUCCUUUGAUCUUACAAAACUACUGGUUACAGAGGACUGGUUCAGUGACAUCAGCCCUCAGACCAUGAGAAGAUUACUUAAUAUUGUUUCUGUGACAGGGCGGUUACUGAGAGCCAACCAGAUUAGUUUCAACUGGGAUCGGCUUGCUAGUUGGAUCAAUCUUACUGAGCAGUGGCCAUACAGAACUUCCUGGCUCAUACUCUAUUUGGAAGAGACUGAAGGUAUUCCAGAUCAAAUGACACUAAAAACCAUCUAUGAAAGAAUAUCAAAGAAUAUUCCAACAACAAAAGAUGUUGAGCCACUGCUUGAAAUAGAUGGAGACAUAAGAAAUUUUGAAGUGUUUUUAUCUUCACGGACCCCAGUUCUUGUGGCUCGAGAUGUGAAGACCUUUUUGCCAUGCACAGUAAACCUAGACCCCAAACUACGGGAAAUUAUUGCAGACGUUCGUGCUGCCAGAGACCAGAUUAAUAUCGGAGGACUUGCAUAUCCUGCUCUGUCUUUACACGAAGCUCCUGCAAGAGCACCGUCUGGCUACAGUCAGCCUCCGUCUGUCUGUUCUUCUUCCACUUCCUUCAAUGGUCCCUUUGGAGGAGGGGUUGUAUCUCCACAGCCUCACAGCAGCUAUUACAGUGGUAUGACGGGACCUCAGCAUCCAUUCUACAACAGGCCAUUCUUUGCCCCAUACCUUUACACGCCAAGGUAUUACCCUGGCGGUACCCAACAUCUCAUCUCACGUCCAUCAGUAAAAACGAAUUUGCCCAGAGAUCAAAGCAGUGGCCUAGAGGUUAUCAAGGAGGAUGCUGCUGAGGGGCUUUCUUCACCCACAGACUCCUCAAGGGAACAGACUUGGAUGCGAAUGUUAAAGAUGCCAAGGCCGUGUGACUCUGGGUUUAACAAACAGAGACAGGGAUCAGGCCCAGCCUCUGGACCAGUGAUAUCACUGAACUCAAUGAAUGUGGAUGCAAUUUGUGAGAAACUGAAACAAAUAGAAGGGUUGGACCAGAGUAUGCUGCCCCAGUAUUGUGCAACAAUCAAAAAGGCAAACAUAAAUGGCCGUGUAUUAGCUCAAUGUAACAUUGAUGAGCUGAAGAAAGAGAUGAGUAUGAAUUUUGGAGAUUGGCACCUUUUCAGAAGCACAGUAUUAGAAAUGAGAAAUGCAGAAAGCCAAGUGGUCCCUGAAGAACCCCGCUUGCUGAGUGAAAACAACAGUGGCCCAGUUUCUCAUGGUGAAUCUGCUCGUCAUUCUUCACACAAUGAAUUACCUCAUACUGAGCUUUCCAAUCAAGCACCAUACACACUGAACUUCAGCUUUGAAGAACUGAAUACACUUGGCCUGGAUGAGGGUGCCCCGCGUCACAGUAAUCUAAGUUGGCAGUCACAAACUCGCAGAACCCCAAGUCUCUCAAGUCUUAAUUCCCAGGAUUCCAGUAUUGAAAUUUCAAAGCUUACUGAUAAGGUGCAGGCUGAGUAUAGGGAUGCCUAUAGAGAAUAUAUUGCUCAGAUGUCACAGUUAGAAGGGGGAACAGGUUCUGCGACAAUUAGUGGCAGAUCUUCCCCACAUAGCACAUAUUAUAUGGGUCAGAGUUCAUCAGGGGGCUCUAUUCAUUCUAAUCUAGAACCAGAAAAAGGGAAGGACAGUGAACCAAAGCAAGAUGAUGGAAGGAAGUCAUUUUUAAUGAAGAGGGGAGAUGUUAUAGAUUAUUCGUCAUCAGGGGUUUCUACUAGUGAUGCUUCGCCCUUGGAUCCUAUCACUGAAGAAGAUGAAAAAUCUGAUCAGUCAGGCACUAAGCUUCUUUCAGGCAAGAAAUCUUCAGAAAGGUCUAGUCUCUUCCAGACAGACUUGAAGCUUAAAGGAGGUGGACUGCGCUAUCAGAAACUUCCGAGUGAUGAAGAUGAGUCUGGGCCAGAAGAAUCAGAUAAUACCCCACUGCUCAAAGAUGACAAAGAUAAAAAGGCUGAAGGGAAAGUAGAGAGAGUGUCAAAGUCUCCUGAGCACAGUGCUGAGCCCAUUAGAACCUUCAUUAAGGCUAAAGAGUAUUUAUCAGAUGCCCUUCUUGACAAAAAAGAUUCCUCUGAUUCAGGAGUGAGAUCCAAUGAAAGUUCUCCUAACCACUCUCUUCACAAUGAAGCUGCUGAUGACUCCCAGCUUGAGAAGGCAAACCUCAUAGAACUCGAAGAUGAUGGUCACACUAGCAAACGGGGAAUACCACAUAGCUUGAGUGGCCUACAGGAUCCAAUCAUAGCUCGUAUGUCCAUUUGCUCCGAAGACAAGAAAAGCCCUUCUGAGUGUAGCUUGAUAGCCAGCAGCCCUGAAGAAAACUGGCCUUCGUGCCAAAAAGCCUACAAUCUGAAUCGAACACCUAGUACUGUGACUCUGAACAACAACAGUGCUCCAGCCAACAGAGCUAAUCAGAAUUUCGAUGAAAUGGAGGGAAUUAGGGAUACUUCACAGGUCAUUUUAAGACCUGGUCCCAGCUCCAACCCCACCUCUAAUCAGAAUGAAAACCUGAAAAGCAUGGCACACAAGCGAAGCCAGCGUUCAAGUUACACAAGGCUUUCAAAAGAUUCUUCAGAGCUUCAUGCAGCUGCCUCUCCUGAGAGUACAGGUUUUGGAGAGGAAAGAGAAAGCAUUCUUUAAGGAAACAUAAGCAGAAGUAGCAUAGUGUCACUGUAUUGAGUUUUAUAGUGAAGCUGUCCAUGCAUGUCAUUUUUGUAUAUGUCAUUAGAAAUAAUGGGUGAGAAGGCAUAAUAUUCAACAAAGGAAAGUAUAGGAAAGUAUAGGUAGGAAAGGAUGAUGGUUCACCAAUCAGCCUCCACCAUGAUUUUAGUUAGACGCUUAAGAACUCAUCUACUUUCAACUUUCAUUGGUAUAUAACCCCAUCAAACUUUUUGAGAUAAGAUUUGAGAGUAAAGUCAGAAGUAGUUUAUUAAACAGAGGGCUUAAUUUGCCAAACAAAAUAAGAUACUAUAAACCCUUUUUGUAGAACAUAUACUCAUCAAAUAUUUGAAAAAAGAUAUGGUGUUAGAUGAAGCAGAAAUAAGUUUUGCUCUUAGAAUCAAAAUAGAAAUGGAAACAUUAGAGUAUUUCAAAGAUUAAAAGUAAAUGCUCUGUAAGUUGAGAAUCAGUAUUCUAUAUACUAGACAAAUUGCUGACUAAAAAGUUUUAAAAAUUUAAGUAGAAAAUAUACAAUAAAGAGGGCUAUGAAACUUGAUAAGAAAGUAAGUCAUUGGUGCAUAAAGUAUAGCCCCAGUAACUGGCGAUUAAGAGGUGUAAGGGCCAUGGCCUAUAGGGAAGGCCAAUGACCUCCCUGUCACCUGGAUGGUCUCUAGACACUCCCAGACCUGGUUUCAAGCACCAUCCACCUGCUUGAGAACCCAUCCUGGUCUACUCUAACUCAUUAAAUUGUGUUCCCAACAUUUCUUAUUGACCCUUGCAAUGAAAGGAAAGAUACUAAAUGCUUUGGGAAAUCAGGAUAACAUGAAUAAUAAUAAUAGUCAGUAAUAAAUAUUUUGGAAUAGACAAACAAGGAGAUAGUUACAACAGAAACAUCCAUGUCAACUGGCAGUUGACAAGGAAAUAACUAGGUUAAAUGAAAUUAUUGUCUUCUGUAGCAGGGCAUAGUUUAUUUACUUUGUCUAUUCUUAACACAUUGAUUCUGAAGAAGGAUCAUAUAAAAGGAGAUACUUUCUAAAGAUUAAAAACCUAACAAAGAUAAAAGAUAAGACUGAUGUGACUUCUCAUUUAUUGUUAAUAGAGUGAUGGGAAUGAUCAUAUUUCAGUACUGAGUGAACUAGAAAUAUACCUGUUCCAAGCAUUGGACCUUUUAUUGUUUGAACAUUAUUUAUGUAGAAUUGAUUUUGGCAGUGUAUUUCAGUCACAGAGAAGACUAUAUGUUGAGGUUGUAGGUGUGCUAGUACCUGAAUUUUAGUAUUAUAUCUGUGAUGGUUAUCAUCUAAUGAAUUUUUAUUAAUUUAAUGAAUAAUUUAUUUACUUGACCAGUCAUUGCACUUGCUAGUUGCUAUAUUGGAUUUCAUUUUCUUAGUAUUUAAGAGUCACUAACAUUUUCAUGAAGUGUUUACUUUGCGUGAUUUUAACAAAUGUUUUAACCAGUUUUUUUUAAAGGUGGGAUGUUAUUGACAUAUUGAACAGUUAAAUAAUUAUAGUAUUAGUUUACAGUGUUGUAUAAUUAGCAAUUACUUCACAGGCCAUGUUUUGUUCCUUUUCUGAAGAGUAUAUUCAGCUUAAUAUCACUGUGACCUGUAUGCUGUUUGUGAAGUUAAUAGAGAGUAUUAAGUGUACAAAUAGAUUUAGAAAACAAUAAAAAAAAAUUGCAUGCUA